AUGAACGUGGAAGAGUUUCGACAUGAACGUCUGAAGCUGCCGGGAAGUUUUAUGCGGCUUCUGCAGAUCCAAGGUGGGACGAAGAAGGAUGGCAUCAGUUUGCGUAUCACACAAUAUGCCGUCCACCGACGACCGCCCUACGCUGCCAUCUCCUACACCUGGGGCAAGGCCGGGGAGACCCGACAAAUCCGAGUUAAUGGCCGUCUGUUCCAUGUUCGGGUCAACUUAUGGAAUCUGCUGCUUCACCUGCGACAGCGGGGGGAAAGUCGAUUUCUGUGGAUUGACGCCUUGUGCAUCGACCAGCAGAACCUGGAGGAGCGCAACUUCCACGUCCAGCUGAUGGGCAGCAUCUACGAGAAGUCCGACAAGGCUAUUGUUUGGCUGGGCCUCCCGUCCGAGGACAGACGACAGGCGCGCGUCAUGGACUUCAUCAUCGAAAUGGCCGCGUUUCGACGGGAGCACACCUCCAUGGCGUUCCAAGAGACGUAUCUGGGCAACCGGUCGCCGCAACGAUGGACGAAUCUGCUCGAACUGUGCAGAGGGACCUACUGGACACGGACCUGGAUCAUUCAGGAAUUCGUCCAGGCAAGCAAGGUCGAAGCGCUUUGCGGUACGGCAAGUCUGGACUGGAACCACUUUGAAGAGGUUGUGCGAGCAGUCCAGGAAGUCUUAUCUACCGCGCCGACUCCGUCGCUACCGUCAUUUGUGCAGCAGUUCACGCAGACCAUUCCGUUCCGACUAACGUCACGCCGCCUAUCGCACACCGAGUCCACGCUGGAAGAGCUGCUCGCCGAGUUUUACGAUUCCAAGUGCGCAGAACGCCGCGACAAGGUCUACGGCGUGCUGGGCAUUGCCGACGACUGCGGCCUCGAACCCGAGACAGGUCUCUUCCGGGGCCCGCAGCCAGAUUACGCAAAACACAUUCUCGAGGUGUACUUCGAGAUCUUCACGUAUCUGCGCCCAUCCGCUACGCGAGAGAGACUGUCUGUGCAGGCUGCACGCCUGGCUCAAAAUGCUCUUGAGAUCACCCAGGCCGACGUGGCGACCUACGUGGCCCUUGCGACCAAGGAUGGACAGGACACGUCCACUCUCGACACCAGGUUGGUCGAGCUCAGCUGUGCUCUGGUGCCGGAUUACGUGAACACCAUCGACCUGGUCCUUCCAGGCUGGACAAGCCUGCGCGACCUCCGCCAGCGGCUCGAGCAAGUCGACUGGGCCAAGUACGUGGGCCACCAAGUGAGACGCAAGACGUCGCGGCCGACACCGUUGCAGCGGAAAUCAAGCCCUGCGCCGCCUUCUACCGGGGCCAAACAGACAGAAUACAUCCGCACCCCUUUGCCCACCGACUUGCUCGACAACGUGCUCCACGCCGCCGAGCACAGCGACGACAUCCGGCAUCUGUACAACUACCCGACAUCGCUGGGCUGCCGGGUUCCCGUCGAGCACAUUCUUCUCCACCAUGAGGACAAGCAGCGGGCGAACAACCCGCAGCUCACGAAGCCGUCGGUCAUCAUCGAGUCGAAUCCCACUCUAGGCGUCGAUCCGGUCCGGGUCGGGUUCGCGUGCACCGAUGCCCGCGCGGGCGAUCUGAUCUGCCAGUUCCGCGGCGUCGAUGUCACGCUCAUUGCCCGCAGGGUGGGCGGUGGUGGCGCUGGCUUGAAGCUGGUUGGCCGUGCUAGGAUGGUCACUCAUCAGGCCUUGAAGGAAACUCAUGCUCAUCCUGGAUGCAAGGCCGGCCUUGGUCCCGGUGCAGACAAGCAGUGGUCCCGCAUCGUCUGCCCACCCGAAGGAGGUCAGCCCAGCAACGGGAAUGAAGAGCAGUGGGAGUUGCACACGGAUCCAAUCAGUCUGUGGGAGGUGCUCGAGGGAGGGUGA
This is a messenger RNA of Capronia epimyces CBS 606.96, 1875 nucleotides long. RefSeq lists its product as uncharacterized. Bases 1 to 1875 code for a protein of 624 amino acids. The record is from RefSeq and is a predicted model, not a curated record. NCBI's taxonomy places the organism in Eukaryota, Fungi, Ascomycota, Eurotiomycetes, Chaetothyriales, Herpotrichiellaceae. The transcript has a single exon.